Messenger RNA from Arctia plantaginis, 1149 nucleotides. Lineage: Eukaryota; Metazoa; Arthropoda; Insecta; Lepidoptera; Erebidae. The record is from the annotation of a GenBank genome assembly.
AUGGAAACCACAAAAAAUACAAAUUUGAAUGAAGUAAGAUAUCGAACUGUGAAAAUAAUGAACGAAAUUAACGCUGGUGCAAUAACAGCCCGAUCUCUCAUAUCUGUACUGAGAAGAAAUCAACAAAUGCUCCUAGACGCAUUGACAGAUAUCUACAGAGGGCAUUUAGAUAUGAAUCUAUUUACACCUGAGCAAUUAUCAAAACACCUCAAUUACAUUGCCGGCAUUAUAUCAAACAGAUUAACUACACAUGUAAAAGACAGUAUCAUAGCAAACAUUCGAGAUAUCUACAAACUUAUUUAUGUUAAAGCUCGCUUAUCUGAUCAAUACCUUCUAUUCGAACUACAUAUCCCGAUACUUAGCCACGACGACUAUACGUUGUAUAACAAUAUACCUAUAACUAGACAAGUUGCCGCUGAUCAAUGUCAGGCAUUAGGGAAAACAACAAAAUACAUAGGAGUGAACUUUGUAAAGAAUACAUAUAUACAAAUGGAAGAGAUUGAUCUACAACAAUGUACAACAUUAGAAGAUAAUAGUUUUGUAUGCAACGCCCAUACACCUGUACGCAACUUACACAGACCUACAGCAUCUUGUGAAGCGAAAAUGCUAAGCCAAGAACUGACUAAUGUUACAUGUGAUUUGAUAACAACACGAUGUUUUGACCAAUGGACGAAAUUGGAGAGACCAAACAUAUGGUUAUAUAAUUGUAUCAAUGAGUGUACGACCCGGAUAAUAUGUGGGAAUCAAAUUGUACAAACCAGUUUAACAAAAGCGGGGCUUCUUGCUUUAGAUCAGGAUUGUGCAAUACAACAGGAGGACGCAACGAUAUACUCAUACAACGUUUUUAGUAGUAAAACAAAAAUCGCUUUAACUUUAGAAGUUCCGACUAUUGAAUCGCCUAAUGAUAUGUGGAAUACUUUCAAAACUUCAAAUAUUGUAUUUUCAACUCUAAAUUUAUCUGAUGAACAUAGAUUAAUAGAUGAUAAAAUAGCAGUACAGAAAGACCGAGAAGUCUUACCGAACGAUUUAAGUACUCACGAUAUCAAUAACUACAUGAUAAGUACUACGUUGACGGGAUUAAUCGUUCUUGCUAUUGUAGUAUGGUUAAUAAAAAGAUGUUUUCCCGGUUGUCAACAGAAAAAUACCUAA